GCCACGCCCAUUCAAGCUGAGUGGUCCGCGGAAGCGUACAGCGAUCCCAAAACCGUUCCAGAUUAGAUAUAAUGAUUAAACACCCGACUCAACUCAACUACUGGCACAGAACGCGCCCCAUACAACUCAAUUAAGAUGAGCGGCAGCGGCACCAGCGUCCGUGGUGAUUGCAGUGGUGGGUCCAGGGCAAAAACAAAGCAAGUGGGGCGACGUCACAUCAACAACCAUGUCCACAAACUUAUCCCAUCGGAUGCAGCGCGUCGGAUUCGGCGAAUUUUCUUUCUGUCUAAACUAGCGGCAAACAAAUUAUAAAAAUAGAUUACAAAUUCAGCAUCGGCAAAGACUGAGUUGUGGAAGCAUUGGCCAGCCGGAGCUUUUGCCUCCGCGUUGCCCAAGUUGUCGUCACCGAUGAGGCGGGCGGAUGGAUCUAUCCAAUUGGUUCUUCGAGGUUUCGAGCUAUUUUAUUAUUUCCGAGCGCAAGCGUUUAGUCGACUUUUGGCCGAAGCUGCGUGCGGGCGUGAGUCUCUAGAGGCCACUAAUUUAUAUAAUUGCAAGACGAUAUACAUUUCGCAUUUCAAGCUCUUCAAUUCCUAACGAAUUCAAAUAAGAAUCCUUUGUAGCAUCCACGGAAAGUAAAGCCAGAAUGAGUGAAGCCGCCAAUCCAACGCCCUACGACUGCCACUUGGGUGCUGGUAUUUACCACAGCAUAGCAACCAGUUUUGCAGACGAAAAUGUGCUGGUAUCACCACUACUACUGGAAGCCACUCUGUCCCUUCUCUUCCUGGGAUCGGAUGGGGCCACGGCCGAGGAGCUGCAGAAACUGCUGCGGCUGAAGCAACGCUUUCCCAGCAAUGCCAAAAUGGCCAACUUCUAUGCCGCGGAACUGGCCAACAUCACAGCAGAUGCAGAUACCUUCCUGCAGCUGCAGAGCCGAUUGAUGCUGGGAUCUGAAUCUGGUGUUGCCGAGGAUUUCCAGAAGAUAGCCCAAACCUACUUCCAUGCCACUGCUGAGUGUGUUGACCUGGAGCAAACGGAGAAGCUGCGCCGCCACAUUAACGAACAGAUCCUGGCCAGCGUGGGAGGUGGAUGCUGGAAGGAUACCCAGGUGACAGGUGGGGCGGCAGCCAAAACGCUGCUCCUGCUGGCGGCCACUCUGCAGAGCAAGUGGUUCCUGCCCUUCAGUGCCUACAGAACCGGACUCUUUGAGUUCCACAGUGGCAGCCAGGUAAAGUCGGUGCCCAUGCUCUUCGACGACGACAUGUUUGUGAAGUUCGCCGAGCUGCGGGAUCUGGAUGCCCGCGCCAUUGAGCUUCCCUACGAGCACGCCGAGGAGCUGUCCAUGCUGCUCAUCCUGCCCAAUCAGCGCGGUGGCCUUCAGGAACUGGAGAAGCAGCUGCAUGACCUGGAUUUGGGUGCACUGCAGCAGAGAAUGCAGAUGGAGGGCGUGCAGGUGCUGCUGCCCAAAUUCAGUAUCGAUUUCGAGUGCAGUCUGCGGCAGCCGUUGAAACAGCUCGGCUUCGAGGAGAUAUUUGCUGCAUCCGCGAACUUCAAGCACCUGCAUUCAUCCGCGAAUCUGCCCAUUGCCAAUGUUCUCCAAAAGCUGCGUAUCAAUUUGAAUGAGUCUGGAUCCGGACCCGAGUUGCUAAAAAAUGCUACAGAAUAUAAGCCCAUUGUGAUCAGCAACUCCUCCCGCCAGAAAUUCUUCCGAGCUGACCAUCCAUUCUUCUUCGCCAUUCGCAGUGAGAAUGUGACCUAUCUGAUGGGUCAUCUGGUGGAAUUUUAAUAAUCGCGGGGAAACUCCGAGGUACGGAAGGGUUGUGCAAUAUCUUAACUUGUAUACAAAUAAGAAAAUGAAACUAAUAUUUACUAAACAGGAAA
Drosophila erecta is the source of this 1878-nucleotide messenger RNA. RefSeq names its product serine protease inhibitor 42Dd. Lineage: Eukaryota; Metazoa; Arthropoda; Insecta; Diptera; Drosophilidae. The transcript has 4 exons. Bases 644 to 1783 code for a protein of 379 amino acids. The record is from RefSeq and is a predicted model, not a curated record. Gene Ontology annotation, molecular function: serine-type endopeptidase inhibitor activity.